GCCGGGCACAGGAAGCGCUGGGAGGCCCGAGCCGUCCCAGGGUGCCCCGCGCGGCGUGGACUCGGGCCGCUGCCGCCAUCCCGCUGGCGAGAGGGAGAGAGAGGCCCGCCCGCUCGCCGGUCGGGCCAGUGUGGGCCAGUGCGUGAGGGCGCGGGGGGCCGUGUCAGCGAGACGCAGAGCGCAGCCGCCACCGCCAAACGGACAUGUUGGAGCCCAGCGCCGCCGCCGCCUCUUUUCCCUCAUCCUCCGCACGGGACUGAGAGGGGGCCCGCCAGCCCUCCGCCUCUGCCUCUGCCUCGGCCGCAGCCUCUUCCUGCCCGGCCUCGGGCUCCGCCGCGCGUCGCCUCCCCCCGCCCCUCAGGCCCGGCCGGUUCCCCGGCCCCGCUCCGCCGCGGCGCGAGGUCUAUGUGAGCGGCGGGCCCGGGGCAGCCGCCGCCGCAGCGCGAACAUGGACGCCGUCAACGCCUUCAACCAGGAGCUCUUUUCACUUAUGGAUAUGAAACCUCCUAUCUCUCGAGCCAAGAUGAUCCUCAUCACAAAAGCUGCUAUUAAAGCUAUUAAGCUUUAUAAGCAUGUCGUUCAAAUAGUAGAAAAGUUCAUCAAAAAGUGUAAACCUGAAUACAAGGUUCCAGGAUUAUAUGUAAUCGACUCAAUUGUGCGACAGUCUCGGCAUCAGUUUGGAACUGAUAAAGAUGUUUUUGGGCCAAGAUUCUCUAAAAACAUAACCGCUACAUUCCAAUAUUUAUAUCUUUGUCCAUCUGAAGAUAAGAGUAAAAUAGUCCGUGUGCUGAACCUUUGGCAAAAAAAUGGAGUAUUCAAGAUUGAAAUUAUUCAACCUCUUCUGGACAUGGCAGCAGGAACCAGUAAUGCCGCCCCAGUAGCAGAAAAUGUUACUAAUAAUGAAGGUUCACCUCCACCUCCAGUUAAGGUUUCUUCUGAACCCCCACAAGCCACUACAAACUCCGUACCAACUGUACCACAGUUGCCCAGCUCGGAUGCUUUUGCUGCUGUAGCCCAACUGUUUCAGACGACACAAGGUCAACAGCUUCAGCAGAUCCUUCAGACUUUUCAGCAGCCUCCAAAACCGCAGUCUCCUGCCAUUGACAAUGCUGUGAUGGCUCAGGUUCAGGCUCUCACAGCUCAGUUAAAGACAGCUCCUACACAACCACCUGAACAAAAAGCUGCUUUCCCCCCGCCUGAACAGAAAACCGCAUUUGACAAGAAGCUACUUGAUAGAUUUGAUUAUGAUGAUGAGCCAGAAGCUGUGGAAGAAUCAAAGAAAGAAGAUGCUGCUGCUGCCGCUGCCACCACAGCACCUGCUGCUGCUGUUGCUCCGCCUGCGCCCACUGCUGCCGUGCCCGCUGCUGCCACGCCUGCUGCUUCUCCUCCACAGGCACCCUUUGGGUUUCCUGGAGAUGGCAUGCAGCAGCCAGCAUAUACCCAGCAUCAAAAUAUGGAUCAGUUUCAACCUCGAAUGGUGGCAAUCCAGCAGGAUCCAGUGCACCAUCAGGUUCCGCUUCCUCCUAAUGGACAGAUGCCAGGAUUUGGCCUUCUUCCUACACCUCCAUUUCCUCCCAUGGCUCAGUCUGUGAUUCCUCCAACUCCCCCCGUGCAGCAGCCUUUCCAAGCUUCUUUUCAGGCACAGAGUGAACCACUUACACAGAAGGCACAUCAGGAAAUGGAAGUGGAACAACCUUGUAUUCAAGAGGUUAAGCGGCAUAUGUCUGAUAACAGAAAGUCAAGAUCUAGGUCAGCAUCCAGGUCACCAAAAAGGAGACGAUCUCGAUCUGGUUCUAGAUCUCGAAGGUCUCGUCAUCGACGUUCUCGAUCCCGGUCAAGAGAUCGACGUCGACAUUCUCCUAGAUCUCGUUCCCAGGAAAGACGAGAUCGAGAAAAAGAAAGAGAACGCCGACAAAAAGGCCUUCCUCAGAUCAAACCAGAAACUGCAAGUGUUUGUAGUACUACACUCUGGGUGGGACAACUGGACAAAAGGACUACUCAGCAGGACGUUGCCAGUCUCUUAGAAGAGUUUGGUCCAAUUGAAUCAAUUAAUAUGAUUCCUCCCAGAGGCUGUGCCUAUAUUGUUAUGGUUCAUAGGCAAGACGCUUAUCGUGCCCUGCAGAAACUGAGCCGAGGAAACUAUAAAGUGAACCAGAAAUCCAUAAAGAUUGCCUGGGCCUUAAACAAAGGAAUAAAGGCAGAUUAUAAGCAGUAUUGGGAUGUAGAACUUGGUGUUACUUAUAUUCCAUGGGACAAAGUUAAGCCUGAAGAACUGGAGAGUUUUUGUGAAGGAGGAAUGUUGGACAGUGAUACACUUAAUCCAGAUUGGAAAGGAAUUCCCAAGAAGCAUGAAAAUGAAGUUGCUCAAAAUGGAGGGGCAGAAACCUCACACACAGAACCCGUGUCGCCCAUACCUAAACCGUUACCUGUGCCUGUCCCUCCUAUCCCUGUUCCAGCGCCUAUAACAGUGCCACCUCCACAGGUCCCACCACACCAGCCAGGUCCUCCUGUCGUUGGUGCUCUCCAGCCACCUGCUUUCACACCUCCUUUGGGAAUUCCCCCUCCGGGCUUUGGUCCCGGUGUUCCUCCUCCGCCGCCGCCUCCACCAUUUUUGCGCCCAGGAUUCAACCCAAUGCAUUUACCACCAGGUUUUCUUCCUCCUGGACCCCCACCUCCUAUAACUCCACCAGUGUCCAUUCCUCCUCCUCACACUCCACCAAUAAGCAUCCCAAACUCUACUAUCGCUGGUAUAAAUGAAGACACUACAAAAGACUUAUCUAUUGGAAAUCCCAUUCCAACAGUGGUGUCUGGGGCUAGAGGAAAUGCCGAGUCUGGUGACAGUGUGAAAAUGUAUGGCUCUGCUGUGCCACCUGCUGCACCCACGAAUCUGCCCACCCCUCCUGUAACCCAGCCUGUUUCACUUCUUGGUACUCAAGGAGUUGCACCUGGUCCUGUAAUUGGGCUCCAGGCACCAUCCACUGGUCUUCUUGGUGCCCGCCCUGGCCUGAUCCCACUCCAGCGCCCACCAGGAAUGCCUCCGCCUCAUUUACAGAGAUUUCCUUUGAUGCCACCUCGUCCCAUGCCACCACAUAUGAUGCAUAGAGGUCCACCACCAGGACCAGGGGGCUUUGGAAUGCCUCCACCUCAUGGAAUGAAAGGUCCCUUUCCACCACAUGGCCCCUUUGUUAGGCCUGGUGGAAUGCCAGGGCUUGGGGGCCCAGGGCCAGGCCCAGGGGGUCCUGAAGACAGAGAUGGAAGGCAGCAGCAGCCACAGCAGCAGCAGCAGCAGCCGCAGCAGCAGCCACCACCACAGCCACAACCGCAGCAGCCGCCACCAGCUCAGCAACCACCACCAACUCAACAGCAACCACAACCAUUUAGAAAUGAUAACAGGCAGCAGUUCAAUUCAGGUAGAGACCAAGAAAGGUUUGGAAGAAGAUCUUUCGGAAAUAGGGUGGAAAAUGACCGGGAACGGUAUGGGAACCGUAAUGAGGAUAGAGAUAAUAGUAAUCGUGAAAGGAGAGAGUGGGGAAGAAGGAGCCCUGACCGGGACAGGCACAGAGACUUGGAAGAGAGAAAUAGACGCUCUAGUGGGCAUCGAGACAGAGAGAGAGAUUCUAGAGAUAGAGAGUCUCGUAGAGAGAAGGAAGAAAACCGAGGAAAGGAAAAGCCUGAGGUGACAGACAGGGCAGGUGGUAACAAAACCGCUGAACCUCCCGUUAGCCAAGUGGGAAACGUAGACACUGUUUCAGAACUUGAUAAGGGGGAGUCUGAGUCUGCAGUUGUAAAACCUUCUGAAGAGUUACCUGCUGAGGCUACCUCAUCCGUUGAACCCGAGAAGGAUUCUGGCUCAGCAGCAGAGGCUCCUCGUUAGAGACUGGAAUUUGUCAAAAUGUGACAGUGACACUUCCUGGAGUGUAGAGCUUGAGGUGUACAGAUGCUGUAUUAUAUUUGCUCCUGCUAUAUCACAGCCCCACAGUAGUUGGUGGGGAAUUGUAAGCAAUUUGAUUGCUUCCCUUCUAUUUAAAAAUAGCCACAAAAUAACAAAAAAUACUGAAAAUAUGAAUAAAUAUUACCCUUUUUGCUGUAACUUUUUAAAAGUUUUGACUUUAAAAAGUUUACAAAUCGUAAUUAGAAGUGCUAUUUUUUUUUUUUUUUAAUUUAAGACAAGGUAACGGUGAAAGCUCCUCAAAAACAAUAGGGAUGUUUUUAAUAAACUCUAUUUUCGUAACAAA
This is a messenger RNA of Equus caballus (horse), 4235 nucleotides long. It is a transcript of the gene SCAF4, whose product is annotated as SR-related CTD associated factor 4. Gene Ontology annotation, molecular function: RNA polymerase II C-terminal domain phosphoserine binding; RNA binding. Gene Ontology annotation, biological process: negative regulation of termination of RNA polymerase II transcription, poly(A)-coupled. The record is from RefSeq and is a predicted model, not a curated record. NCBI's taxonomy places the organism in Eukaryota, Metazoa, Chordata, Mammalia, Perissodactyla, Equidae. Gene Ontology annotation, cellular component: nucleus.